Messenger RNA from Oryctolagus cuniculus (rabbit), 4362 nucleotides. NCBI's taxonomy places the organism in Eukaryota, Metazoa, Chordata, Mammalia, Lagomorpha, Leporidae. The record is from RefSeq and is a predicted model, not a curated record.
GAUGAGGAGGCCACAGUUCCGUGAUGCAGACCUGGGCCUGCUCCCCUCUGCCAAGCGGAACUCCAAGGACUCAGCUGCCUGAGUGAUUCAGAGGAUGGAAAAUCAGAAAAGCAUUCGUGCAAUGUGGCAGAGCCUCAGCUGCACCUCCUGGGGAACAAACAUCAUCCUGGUCUUCCUGUGCGGCCUGGGCCUCUUCCUCCUGACAUUCGUCCACAGCACUCCACCCUCACCACCUCCCAAGAGAAAGGGGACCAUCAGGAAGUGUCAAGGGCACACAAGGAGGAGAAUCAAGAGCAGAAAGAAGAGCAGAGCUCUGAAAGCCUGCAGAGACUGCUUGGAGAAACUGAAGGAGGCUCGAGGGCUCGUUUCCAUUCUGCAAAGCCACCUGGGAAAGCUCCCUGACGACAGCGCUUCUCACCUUCUGUGUCGGGACCUCCAGGGAGAUGAACGCAAUCCAGCCCCUGCUGGGGGCCACCAGCCUCAUGGGGAGCCCGAGGAAGAUGCUUCUCCUGUCACCUCGUCCCCACUGCCUUCCCCGGCUCUGCUGACCCAGCACCCUCCUCCCCCGGCCUCCUGCCCGUCAGAAGGACCUCAACAAGUCCAGUCCGACGUGAAGAGCACCCCGGCAGGCCCGGCCCCAGACAGCGCCCCUCCAGGUAACUCCUGCUUGGCCUCUCUCAGCACGGCCGCCUCGGGCUUGGACCGCGUAAGCAGCUCCAUUGCAUUCUUCUCCUGGUGGUGGCCGACCGCCAAGGCCUUGCUCCUGUUCACCUCACCACAUGGCAGAGGCCGGCAAGAGCCUCUUUCCCAGCACCCACCAGAGGCCUCGCCCUGGGGAGACGCCGCACGCGGGCAGGCAGAGGCUGGCGGCCCUCCUUUCAUCAGCCCUGAUGGCCAGAGGCUGCUAGAAAUCCUCAUCUCCAGGAGAGCAGGCCUGAUGCUGAAGGCAGAAGAGAAGACGGGGUCCCUGCUGGGCCAGAUGCGCCCAGGCUGCCUCCUGAGUUCUCUGGGGGCUCUCUUGAGGUCCCUGAGCAGCAAGCAGGCCAGCAGCGCCCCACAGCUCUUCUGGAGACCACGGCACCAAUCCACACAGCUGCAGGGGCCUCCGCGGCUCUCUGCCCCCCAGGUCUUUGGGGACCACUUAGAGAAGAAAUGCAGCCAGCUCUUCUGGGGCCUCCCCUCUCUGCACAGCGAGUCACUAGUGGCUACGGCCUGGGUCUCUAAGGGGCCCACCCUUUCAAGAGCUCCCACGGUUAGGUUCAAUAUCAACUCUCGUUCUUCUCCAGUUCAAACUCGGUCCACAGAGCCUCCACUGCUUUCCCAGCCCCAACCCUUGCCUCCUAACCAUUUGAAUCAACCCCAACCUUUGACUGAAAAGUUGCCUUCACAUCCGCGUCAGGUGCCAACCCCAGUCCAGCUCCCUUGCUCUUUCCCAAGCCUACCAAGCCCCUCCCUACACAAGGGUAGGACCUGUAGAUCGUCCUGCCCCACCUCCCAGGAUAAGGCUCGCUCUAUCAUCCCAACUGACAAUCAAGAAAUGGAUUGGCCUUUGCAGAUGCCACUACAACGGAAGUGGGCUGCUCGCUCUUUUCUCCAAAACCCUCAAGAAGGUGCUGGCCAACCCACACCCAGCCUCCCCCAGGGUAGCUGGGCCUCCCAAACCAGGAAGUCCACCUCUGCCUUUCCUGGGGAAACCAUCAGCCCUGAGCGCCACAGGCAGUCUGAACAACAAAGUCAAGCAAGGCUUCUCAAGGAUAAACCCCAGGAUGGCUUCCUUUACAGAAUCCAACCAUGUCAGAAACUGAUGCACCCUCGGGGCAAAUUCUCAAGGACCUGCCCAUUCCAGGGAAUGGAAAAGCAUGGCCGCUCCCAGCCGUCCCUGCCCUCUGCAGUUGCAGGUAAAAGCAUCAAGGAUGUGAAGACAAUGGAGCCCAUGCAAUGCAGAAGACUCCACAGAAAGGGUGCAGUAGGGCUCAAACUAGGCAAACAAAGCAAGGAUCCAGGGCAGGAUGAAGAUGACAAAAAAGACCUACCCUGGAUUCCAGAAAGCACCUCAGUGGAGGUUCUGGAAGAUGACAAGGAGGAAGCAGAACGUAACUUUUUCAAGCCCAGGAAGCAUGAGUAUAGGAGCUAUAAACCCAGGGUCCCAGAAAAGGAAGAUCUCAAAAAAGACCUGAAAGCCCAUUUGGAAAAGAAGUCGGGGCAGAUCAAUAAGGGCCGAAUCCCUGUGAGGGUGCGUCGAUCCUGGCUUACUGCUAACUAUGCAUUUCCCAAUUACAACACCCACAUAAAACCUAGAAAUCCAGCAGACCCGAAAGGUCACAACUCCUCGGUGAACACCUCCCAGAAGACUUACUUUGUCAAUCCUUUCACUCGAAACUUGCUAGAAACACACAUUAAAAGUUUUCCAGUGAGGCGAGGGUGGAAUCUAUACCACCAGACCCUCAAGCACACAAAUCUCAACUCAGGUGCAGUCCAAGCUUCACAGCACCCGCAGCCCAAAUUUCCCUCUUCAGCUUCCCAGGAGUCAGGGGCCAACGUGAAAGUCAAGGCUGCCAAUGCCCUAGGAGACCCUCACAAAGGUCUAGGAGAGAAGAUGAUGGCAAAAAAGUCAGUUCCACCCCCAGAGAGACCCGUCAUUGCCCCCUCAUCUGUGUAUAAGGAAGCCAAGAAGACCCUGGCAGUGGCCCCAUCUGGUGGCACCCGGAGGCUCUCGGAGGCCCCUGGGACCAGACAGGAGGCCAAACUUCCUAUUGAGUCUCUCAAAGAUAGCCUUCGGGACAGAUUCCAGCAGAGCAAGACUGCUCAGGGAGCUAGGAGAGGCAGCCUAGCACGGAGGAAAAGUACAACAGCCGCCAAGAAUGAACCUCAAGAGAUUGGGCACCUGGCCCCCUCAGACCAUUACAAACCCAAAACGCAGAUCAGUAGAAUAUCCCAGGCUACAGGGGCAAAAGAAAUCAGGGAUGCAUUGGAGGCUGAGGAGAAGCCUCUCACGUGGGAAGCCACCAGGGAAGCCAACAUGACAAUCUCCCAAACCAUCAAUGUGAAUCUGAAUUUAGAACCUUGUGGGGAUGGUCAACGUCCCCAAACCUCACGAAUGCCUAUUGGCUACCGCACAGGACAGCCAGGCCUGGAAAGAGAGGUUGUCAAUGAAGUGGAGGUCCAAGUGGAGGUGGAGUCAGAGAAUCAGCCUCAAGGCCAGGACACUGAUAUUGUCUAUCAAGACUACACUGUUGAGGUGCACCCCAUCACAGACAUCUUGGCUUCUCAGGCCUCUUCAGACACUCCAAAGAACAUGUCCAGUAGCAACAUAUCAGCUUCCCAGGGGCUUCACGACCACCUAUUGAAGGCAGGGUGGAGCCAGAGGCAGCAAGAGCCCAGGAGCCCAAGAGUGAGAUCCCCAUGGAAGAGUGAGAACAAGAUGUUCAGUCCUUCUGACAAGAGAGAGGACUGCAGGAGACUCAGACCAGGAGAUCACGAAGAAAGAGCUGCAGCACAAAGGGCCACACAUGCCCGUGGGAUGAGCCACCCUGCCCGGAACAGGGAAACAGGAGACACCCUGGUUAAAAAGUCUUCACAAUUCCUGCCAACGAGGAGACAAGAACCACUGGAAAGCCACAACAAAAAGAGAGUAAGGCCCUUUAUGCAGCAUUCUACCCCUACCAGAAGAGGCGCAGGAUGGGAAGAUACCCUGCCCAGAGACAGGCCUGUAUCAGCAACUGCUGGGAGCCAAGGAUCGCACUUAGGCAGAUUGUUCACAGAAAAGAGAGAGGCUCAGGCACAGGCCCUCACCACAGUUGUGGGAAAGAUUGUGGUGGACCAGCUGGGGCUUCCGUAUACACAUGUUCCCUCAGAGUUCAGUUGGUACACAGAGGAAACCCAGGUCCCACUGGGUGAGUGUCCCUGCUACCACAGGGGUCCCUCCUACCCAGAGCCAAGGAGAGUGGGGAUGGAUACAGCAUUUUGUCACCAAGCAACCCCCCAGAGUUUCAGCCAUCCUAUCAACAGCAUGUCGGUCAGGGACAGGGACAGUCACCAGUUCUCCCCACCCAGGGAGCCUGUGUCCCGAGCUAGCCAAAGCCAACACAGGUCAGAAGUGGCAGGUACCUUGGGCCGCUCUAUCUCUUGCCCCAGGAACUGCCUUCUUCAGAGAAGUGUUUCGUCUGGUCCAGCAUAUCAGGUCCCUCGUGUAUUUUCCACUGGGAAAAGUUUUCUCCCAGAACAACGUCAAUUUCUGCCACAGAAACCUAUUCAGUCUUAUGUCGGCACAUCCUUUAUGUGCUAAUGGCUUCCACCUACGAAUAUACUUAUUCUUCUCUAUUAAAUGUGUAUUUCCUCAUCAGAUUUAGUGGCGUCAGUCUG